AUGGCCGGCACCGCCGCGGGAGAGGUGUUGCCUCGGCAGUGGGAGUCGCCGACGCCGCUGCCGGAGUCGCCGCGGGUGUGGCAGCCUGGCAGGGACGCGAAGGAGGAAUUGGAUACACAACGAGACGGAGAUCUUCAUGCUCGGCGCCGCUGCGUGCCUGUUUCGAGUGGGAACUCAAGAUGCAGCAUUGUUGAUGGCGUUGAGGAUGCACGCCGCGGCCAGUUGCAUCCACCUCGUGCUCGUCCAUGGCGGGAGGCUGGUCUGCGAGUCGCUCAUCAUCUCGCAUGUUUCUUCGACAUCGUCCAUGGACGUCUGGAAUUUCUGGGCAGCGGAGUGGAUCACCGCGCAGACGGCCUCGACGAGAUGAGAACACCUUGGGUUGCGGCGUGGGCGGCGCGGUUCUGCAGGCCAAGAUUGGAGAAGGCAGAGAGGACGGGAAGGGGUGGAGUCAUGCGAAGAGGCAGUGGGGAUGGGCGGCGCCGGCGCUGGGAAAGAACUGGACGAAGAUGUCGAGGGGAAGAUGAGGCGAAUAGAUUACAGCUAGAUUUGAGCGGUAUCAGAUUUCUCUUGGCCCGUAUCGCUUUACGGCGUGAUGCGUUUACAGAAUCUAACGUUAUCAGUGGCCACCGUAAUCAGAUGCCGUUACAAAUCAUCCAACUAAACCGUACAUCAGUUGGAGGCCCAUUCGCACUCAAGACAUGUUGUGACAAACUUGUUAUUUACAUAAUAGAUUGCUCAUAUAUUUUGUUAUUGAAAGGUUCUGUGCAUUUCGAAGUUACACAGUGA
Messenger RNA from Miscanthus lutarioriparius, 786 nucleotides. The record is from the annotation of a GenBank genome assembly. NCBI's taxonomy places the organism in Eukaryota, Viridiplantae, Streptophyta, Magnoliopsida, Poales, Poaceae.